AUGUUCACAGGCCGCGAUCAACGAGCAACUUGGAAGAAUAUCCUGGAGUUCGAAGGAGUCCUCGAAAGUUUCCAAAGACUCGACCUACUGGUUGAGUCUAGCAAUUGUACAUAUAUGAUCCUAAUCCUCGAGCAUGUCCGCGACAUUAGUGGUAACUCGAAUCGGUCAUGUCGAUCGUCGCCGCAGGCAUCCGGAUCGCUUGGGCAAGCCGACACAUCUUACGGCCGCUCGAACGACGAAGAGCUCGAUGUGACUUUGCUUGACGUCGAGAGCAGAAGUGAUGGGCCAAGGUCUAGUGGAAAGAAGAGACUCGAAGGAGGUGAUCGGCGCAGUCUCGGGAGUCGGAAGCGUCUUGUUCUCGGACCCUGCCCUCAUCUCUUUCCCCUCUUCGUCACCUCGCAAACUGACUUUGGUCCUUUCGAAUGA
Messenger RNA from Aureobasidium melanogenum CBS 110374, 426 nucleotides. RefSeq lists its product as uncharacterized. NCBI's taxonomy places the organism in Eukaryota, Fungi, Ascomycota, Dothideomycetes, Dothideales, Saccotheciaceae. The record is from RefSeq and is a predicted model, not a curated record. Bases 1 to 426 code for a protein of 141 amino acids. The transcript has 2 exons.